AUGCCAUUGACCACUCUGGAGUCCCUAAAACAGAGCCUUAGGCACAAGGGAACGACAACGUCAUCAUCCGCGAAGAGGCCGUUGUCUGACUCACAAUAUAGUGCUGGCUUCGAGAUCCUCUUAGGGAGUUCAGGAUGGCUGACGUACCAAGACUUUAUCAUUCCUCAACUAUCUGCACUGCUAGACCCUCUUGUCAACUCAGGUGUCCGGAUCUCGGUGCUGGAAGUCGGACCCGGUCCUAAAAGCGUACUUGGAUAUUUGCCCAGCCAUGUGAGACGUAGCAUCGGAAGAUACUCUGCGUUUGAACCAAAUGAACUGUUCGCUUCAAGGUUGAAGGAAUGGCUUCACUCUACUUCGGGGGCAGGGAUCCCACUCCCCUGUCUAGAAAGCCCGCCUGACAUCCAUCGGAUUCCAUUUGUUGUGGACAGCAGCGCCAGCUUCGACGGUAUGGGUGACGGUGCCGACAAGUUUAACGUCAUCCUAUUCUGCCAUAGCAUGUACGGCAUGAAACCGAAAAGCAGUUUCAUCAAACGGGCGCUAGAAUUGCUUGUUGAGCGGCCAGGCAGCGGAUUCGUGGUGGUUUUCCAUCGCGAGGAGACCUUGCACCUCGACAGCUUAACGUGCCACCAAACGACUUCUUUCCCUACUGGAGUCACUCGCGUGGCGGAUGACGACACGGUGCUCGACCGCUUUGCCCCUUUUAUCGCAGGAUUCACCAUGCAGGAUGAGCACGCGGACAAGUCCACCCGAGCCGAGUGGCGCAAGGUGUGCCGCACUUUGGGCCAUCGUGAGCAAGGCCAUCAAGACCAGCUCCUAUUCAGCUCGCCCGAAAUCAUGGCGGCCUUUACUCGGCAUGCGACAGCGCUCACAGAACUGACGUCGCAGGUGCCAUUAGGAACGGGAGAUGGAGCGAAAAACCGCCAGGCUCGCCUCCGCCGUCCGGCCUCCAUCGUUAGGCCGACCGAUAUUCGACACGUGCAGCAGUGCGUCUGUUGGGCUUUGGAUCACGGCGUCGGCCUGACCGUAAUCGGCGGGGGUCAUAGCGGCCAUUGCCUCUGGCCCAACGUCGUCUCCGUCGACAUGGGCGCGUUUGACCAAGUACACAUUGUCCAAGCCAGGGGCGAGGGAGGAUCCGGACCUAACUUCGACUCCGGUUUCUUGGUUGUUGCCCAGGCCGGCUGCAAGACCGGGGACAUCGUCCGCAAGGCCAUGGCAGCGGGCCUGACUGUGCCCAUGGGUGCGCGCCCAAGCGUAGGCGCAGGGCUGUGGCUACAGGGCGGUAUUGGGCACCUGGCUCGGCUUCAUGGACUCGCGUGUGAUGCCAUCGUUGGUGCCGUCAUGGUCAGCGUCGCCGAUGGUCGCGUCCUCUGCAUCGGCAGGGUACCUAGCCAACACCGGCCGAUCGAUGCUGUGUGUCCGGAUAACGAAGACGAUCUAUUAUGGGCGAUGAAAGGAGCUGGGACCAACUUUGGUGUCGUAAUAAGCGUUACUUUCAAGGCUUGCCUGGCUCCGGUCUACUCGAUCCGAAAUUGGGUUAUUCCGCUAAGCGACAGGUGUGAAGCGCAACUCAGACUCGGUGAUUUCGAUAAAUUGGUCGCCGCCAAGUCCCCGCGAAAUUCUUCUGUAGAUGCGUAUCUCUAUUGGGAAAGGGACAUGCUGUGCCUCGGCGUUUCCAUGAUCGAAUCUUCCACAUCUAAGCCCGCCUUCGGAGCGCCGACAGACACGCCCACGCCCAUGAGUAGACUUUUUGGACCCGAAGACAAUUACAAUACUGUAAAUGGCGUCGGUUUGUUUGAGACGGAAAUGUACAUGUCUGGCAUGCAUGGUGGGCAUGGCGGCGACAAGACCUCGUCAUUCAAGCGAUGCUUAUUCCUCAAACAUAUCGGGCAAGCCAACAUGAUCGAAAUCUUGGUAACAGCAAUUGAGACUCGUCCCUCGCCGCUCUGCUAUCUCCAUCUUCUGCAAGGCGGCGGAGCAGUCUGCGAUGUAGCAGCUGACGCCACUGCUUUCGGGUGUCGCGACUGGGAUUUUGCUUGUGUGGUGACUGGCGUCUGGUCCCGCGACCAAGAUGGAACCGAAGCUGUUCAAGCUGCCGUACAAUGGGUGUACAACGUCACCGCAGAGUUAUUGCCCUUGAGCAGCGGAGUCUACGGCGCCGACCUGGGGCCGGACCCCAGAGACGCCGCUUUGGCAACCAAAGCUUUCGGUCCAAACCGGCUGCGCCUGAUCCGCCUCAAGCAGAUCUCGGAUCCGCGAAAGGUCCUGGCUUACGCUUGUCCACUAGUCAAAGCACCAAUGGCGCCGACGCUCAUCAUUCUCGUUACGGGCGAAAGCUGCGCAGGCAAGGAUUAUUGCGCCGACAUCUGGGUCUCCGUCAUCACCAGAUGUGCCUCCAUGAAGCUCACAGCACGCGUAAUCGGCAUCGGCGACACGACCAAGCGAGAAUAUGCAGAGGCUACUGGGGCCAAUCUCCAGCGCCUGCUUCGGGACCGACGCUACAAAGAACAACACCGGGCUGCGUUGACGGCAUUCUUCCAGGAACAGCUACGCCAUCGACCUUUGCUGCGGGAGGAGCAUUUUCUGAAUGCGGUGAAAGACGCCAUGGAUAUGGACGUGCUGCUCAUCACAGGAAUGAGGGACAAGGCACCCGUCGCAGCCUUUUCGCACUUGGUGCCAAGCAGCAGACUGCUUGAGGUUAGAAUUCAAGCUAGUAAUGAAACGCGACGGGCUCGUGGAAGCUGCCAAAUCAGCGGCGACAAUGACGACGGCACGGAGUGCUACCCACCCAGUUUGCUCUUCCACAAUGACUCGAUUGGCAAUGAGGCGGCCAAGGAGUUUGCCCAAACCUAUCUGCUUGCCUUCUUCCACGAGAAUCUACAGCGACUGGCCAGCAUGGUACGCCCGGUGCCUGGCUUCCCACGUCCUGGUAUCGAAUUCCGCCACGUGCUUGACAUCUCCCAGCAGCCAGGCGGGCUGGACUUGUGCACGUCCCUGCUCCAAGCUCACUUUACGGGUGACUGGGCCAAAGUUGAUUUGGUGGCGUGUUGCGAGGUUGGCGGCUUUGUCUAUGCGUCGGUCUUGGCCUUGCGUGUCGGCGCGUCUCUAGCCUUGAUUCGCGAAACCGGCAAGCUCCCUCCUCCCACGAUUUCCGUCCGCAAAACCUCAUCACACAUCUCGUCCUGCGCCUCUCACGAUGCGGGGGAGAAAGGGAUCGAGGUGGGCCUGAAUAUAGUCCCAAGCGGCGCGUCCGUCGUGGUGGUGGACGAUGUGCUUGCCACUGGGGAAACGCUUUGUGCGGUGCUGCAGCUUCUAGAUGAAGCCGGAAUCAGUGCUGACAAGGUCAGCGUCAUGGUUGUGGCAGAGUUCCCUAUUCACCGCGGCCGGGAACUGUUGCGUCGGCGUGGUUUUGGGGGAGCCAGGAUCCAGAGCCUGUUGGUCUUUGACGGUGCUUGA
Messenger RNA from Metarhizium robertsii ARSEF 23, 3453 nucleotides. RefSeq names its product phosphoribosyl transferase domain protein. The record is from RefSeq and is a predicted model, not a curated record. The transcript has a single exon. Gene Ontology annotation, cellular component: cytoplasm. Bases 1 to 3453 code for a protein of 1150 amino acids. Gene Ontology annotation, molecular function: phosphomevalonate kinase activity; FAD binding. Gene Ontology annotation, biological process: cholesterol biosynthetic process. Lineage: Eukaryota; Fungi; Ascomycota; Sordariomycetes; Hypocreales; Clavicipitaceae.